Molecule: messenger RNA, 948 nt
Organism: Penicillium antarcticum
Lineage: Eukaryota; Fungi; Ascomycota; Eurotiomycetes; Eurotiales; Aspergillaceae
Exons: 1
Coding region: 1-948 (315 amino acids)
Source: RefSeq, a predicted model, not a curated record
AUGAAGGCCUCUUUCAUCGCUGCCGUCGCCGCCAUGGCCGGCUCUGCUUUCGCUGCCCCUACCCCCACCAACGGCCUCGAGUCCCUCCUCGACAACCUCCACAUUGGUGAUAUCUUCUCUGAGCUCCACCUCAACGAGCUUCCCAAGGUCCUGACCGCCGGUGAGCUCGCCAAGGCUGUCAACAAGCCCAUGCCCUCCGCCAGUGCCGUCCCCGCUGUCCAGGAUGGCCACAUCGUCCAGAACCUCGGUCCCCAGCUCGACAACAUCCUGACCGUCACCGGUCCUGAUGUCGGCACCCUGCUCAUUGAGCUCUCCCCCGAGGUCACUGCCCUCGUCUCCGGCCUUGGUCUCCCUGGCCUCGGUGUUCCUCUUGGUUCCAUUGUCGCCUCCGCCUCCGGUCUCGGUGGCCUCGUCACUGCCCUCGGCAAGCCCGUUGAUGGUCUCGUCACCGUUGUUGGUGCUGAUGUCGGUGCUCUCCUGAUUGAGCUCUCCGCUCCCGUUGCUGCUCUCGUCUCUGGUCUCGGUCUCCCCGGUGUCGGCGUUCCCCUUGGUACCGUUGUUGCCACCGUUGGCAAGAACCUCAAGCGUGGUGAGAUCGUCAACGACGUCGCUCCCUCCGUCAAGUCCACCCUGACCGUCACCGGUGCCAACGCCAAGCAGCUCCUCCUUGAGCUCUCCCCCGAGGUCACUGCUCUCGUCUCCGGCCUCGGUCUCGGCUCCAUCGCCGGCCCCGUUGGCUCCAUCAUCAAGGAGGCUGCCUCCGUCGGUGACCUCCUCAAGGAUGUCUCCGAGCCCGUUGACCAGCUCCUCCACGUUGUCAACGACGAUGGCAAGCACCUCCUCAUCAAGCUCUCUCCCUCCGUCGCUGCCCUCGUCGCUGGCCUCGGUCUCCCCCAGGUCGGCACCCCCGUCGGCACUAUCGUCGCCACCGUUGGCAACAACCUGUAA